AUGCCACCCCUAAUAUUACAUAAUGUUCCAGAUGAGGAGUUGUAUGUAGGGGAGGAUGGCAUACAAAGACCGUAUGCUAUGCUGUUCCCUGGCAACGAGAGUCCCUCAGUUUCAAGAGUUCGAAGAGCGGUAGCAGAGACGGGAUCUUUCGGAAAAUCAACAAGGAGAUCUAGAUCUAGGACAGGCACACCGGCUGCACGAAGGGAGGAUCCAACGUUAGAAGCUGCCGGCGCGAUCUUCUCGAAUUUCCUUUCAAGCCGAGUCGCAGCUCCGCUUGAUCCCCAGCGUAAUAAUUCUCUAUCCACCUCAGUCUCUCAGCCGAAUCUAUCUGGAGCUGGAGCUCCCGCGGAAGGAAACGGACCAACCCUUUCGCGUUACGUUCACAAAGAACCAACAGAGGUUAUCCUGCGAGGGUUCAAAGACACCCACCAAUAUGCGGCCAUCAGAGAAUACGAGCGUAUUGGAGGGAGGAUAUGCGAAGACUAUCCAAGAGAUCCGCCCUCGGAACAGAGGCGUUAUAAGUCAGAUCUAAGAGACCCAGCUUCACUGCGAACGCAACCCUUGACUGCAGAGGAAAAGGCGAAGGCAUUGAGUUGGGCGGGUGGAGCACACUGGAUUAAAGUCACAUUCGAAUCAGCAGAAGGAGCAGAAGCAGCGGUCGACGCAUCACCGCAAACGAUUCAAGGUUAUGUUGUGUCCGCAGAAUUAUACCGUGGAGUUCCACCCUCAUCCGAUGAAGCGAUUGAAGCAGGAUUUCAGCGUCCUCAAACACUGGGCUCAACGACAGGCAGAAAUUUCUUUAACGUUCAACCGCGACCAGCCUCAACCCUGCCGCGAUCCUAUACAACUCCAGCCAUGAGCCAAAUCGGACGGGGGAUUAACAAAAUAUCCCCUUCAGGCUCCAACUCCUCCUCACAAACCCUAGACACAACAACCCUCUCCACCGCAGGCGCAUCAACAGUAACUGUCUCAUCAGGCACCGUAAUAGGCCAAUCCACUUCCGUCGCUCCCAUAGCCCAAAACAGUUCCGCCGACGCAUACUGUCGAAUCAUUCCCACAGCCAAAAAAGCCCAACUCCUCCCCGCAGAACAAGCUCUCCUACCCCAGCAAUCCUACAGCAAGAGAGUCAUGGCUCAGAUCCCAUUUCUCAGCUGGUUCACGACUGACAUGAUAGGCUCUGCAGUGCCGCGGUUGGAGAACGGGGAAUUUGAUUAUCAGAGGGCGAGCUUGUAUUGGUGUUUGAUUUAUUGGUUGGAUUGGUUGCUUUUUGGGAUUUUUGAGGUGUGUGUGAAAUCUGAGUAG
Messenger RNA from Glarea lozoyensis ATCC 20868, 1302 nucleotides. RefSeq lists its product as uncharacterized. The record is from RefSeq and is a predicted model, not a curated record. NCBI's taxonomy places the organism in Eukaryota, Fungi, Ascomycota, Leotiomycetes, Helotiales, Helotiaceae. The coding region runs from base 1 to 1302 and encodes 433 amino acids. The transcript is spliced from 2 exons.